CCCAUUCUGCCUGCUUCUGCUUUAUGAUUAUCAAUUAUGGCGGGAAUACAAAAAUUACGAUUAAAUAAUUUAAAUGUUAAUGUAAGAAACGCCUUAAUUAUUGGCAUCAUUGUUGCCAAAAAUAACCCACGAAUUAUAGGUUCAAAAAAGAAAAAUGGAGAAUCUAGGGGCAUUACAAGUUUUACAUUGAGGGAUUCAAAUGUCGACACGAUUAACAUCGAUGUGUGGGGUUCUGAAUAUUUUGUUAUUACUAUUUAUGAAAGGUUUCUUGUUGGUGAUGUUGUCGAGAUAUCUUCGCCCAAAAUAUGCGUCAAAGGUGGAGAUCAUGAAAUGUACAGGCCGCAGGUCUCCUCGCCAUUCUAUUUGUCUCUUAGUGAAGGCAUGUCGGAAGUCUCCCUUUACAGUGGAGAUACGUACAACUCUUUUUUACCUCUCCUCCAUGUUCCCACUAAACCUGCAGCUGGGUACUGCGGGGUCGCCGAAGUCUUGAAACUACAAGAGCAGAGUAGUAACGUCUACGUCGAUUUACUGGUAGUAGUCAAGUCUGUAAGUCCAGUUAAAACUAUAAGGACUAAAACUGGAAUAGACAUGACAGUGCGCAGCUUGGAAAUUGUAGAUAACACAACACCAGCGUCGCUUUCUUUGGAUACGUUUGAUAUUGAUACUAUUCAAAGAGCAGAGGAGUGGCGGUGCCUAGAAAGUGUAUUGUUCAUAGCAGACGCCCGAGUUUCAUGGCGCAAUCGCGGGGUAAAAGUGCAAGUGUGCUCAAAAACCGUCAUCACACAUCAGCCAUACACGGCUGACGCCGAAUCCUUACGGCUCUAUAUACGUAACCAGGGAAAUACCCGUGGCGGUGAGUUAGCAGCUUGGGCGGCAUGGAGCGGCGAGCGCGUGAGCAGCGCUUCCGUGGCGCAGAUCCGCGACAGGCUCGACACUGCGGCGCCGUUCUGUGCCUCGCUGCAUGCCUUGUUGAUACACUUAGAUUUAGAAGAGCUGCUUAAUUCAAGUGGCGACGAAGAACUCAAAGUGCGUUUUGCCGACCAUACUGGGGAACUGUCUGCUCGACUCCAAGUAACUGUAUUAGAAGACGCCUUAGGUUAUUCCGAUGAGCAACUAAAAGCAAUGACGGAAGAGGAGAGAUCUGCGAUCCGUUGGCGACUACUUUUGGAGCAGUGCUUCGCCAAGCUGGCUGCUUCACCACCUCGCCUCAUGAUACUAAGUCUCCGUAGAGCUUCGCCAGCUGAUCCUAUACCUUUAUACUAAUGUAGUUUUUCCAUUUAAGUUAUUGGCUGUUAUAAUAAGUUAUUAGU
Amyelois transitella is the source of this 1310-nucleotide messenger RNA. It is a transcript of the gene hdm, whose product is annotated as meiosis-specific with OB domain-containing protein. The record is from RefSeq and is a predicted model, not a curated record. Lineage: Eukaryota; Metazoa; Arthropoda; Insecta; Lepidoptera; Pyralidae. Gene Ontology annotation, molecular function: single-stranded DNA binding; single-stranded DNA 3'-5' DNA exonuclease activity. Bases 37 to 1263 code for a protein of 408 amino acids. The transcript is spliced from 9 exons. Gene Ontology annotation, biological process: resolution of meiotic recombination intermediates.